AUGGCAACGAAAACAUUAGAGAGUCGCUUUGAGCACUUGUCCGUCAAGGACGACAAGGAUCGCACCUAUGCCAAAAACAAGGCCUCCAAGGGUUCCAUCUCGACGGCUGCUUCGUUGUCUAGUCUUGGUCCACCCCAGAAUAACUCAAACCGGGCUCAGUUGCUGAAGUUGGCACUGCAAAACACAAAUGAAAACAAGGCUAAUGCCAUGAAUGUUCCCCCAUCUCCUGGAAAGGGAUCAGGAACAGUGGUGUCUCGCAAUACCGACGAAAACGGUGACAAGCGCACGCCAAAUUUACCACAUGAGCCCUCGGUUCCCAGGGAGCUCCACCUUGGAAUGUUUGAGAUUGGAAAGCCUCUCGGUAAGGGCAAGUUUGGCCGUGUCUAUCUCGCCAAAGAACGGUCAUCAGGAUUUGUGUGCGCUCUGAAGGUGCUGCACAAGUCAGAACUCCAACAAGGUGGCGUUCAGAAGCAAGUUCGACGUGAGAUUGAGAUCCAAAGCAAUCUCCGACACCCCAAUGUUCUUAGACUUUACGGUCAUUUCCACGAUAGCAAGCGAAUCUUCCUAAUCCUGGAAUUCGCGGGCCGUGGUGAACUAUACAAGCACCUCCGUAAGGAGCACCGAUUCCCCGAGUGGAAAGCCGCGCAGUACAUUGCACAAAUGGCGGCAGCAUUGAAGUAUUUGCAUAAGAAGCAUGUGAUGCACCGUGACAUCAAACCAGAGAACAUCCUGGUCGGCAUCCAUGGAGAAAUCAAGAUCAGUGACUUUGGUUGGAGUGUCCACGCCCCAAACAACCGAAGGCAGACGAUGUGCGGAACUCUUGACUACUUGCCCCCGGAGAUGCUGAAGAGCGGCCCCCAGGAAAACUACUAUAGCGAGAAGGUAGAUCUCUGGAGCUUGGGUGUCCUGGUUUACGAGUUCCUCGUCGGCGAGGCGCCUUUCGAGGACACGCCUGCCAUGACCCACCGACGAAUCACCAGGGCCGAUAUGUCUGUUCCGUCCUUUGUCAGCCCUGAAGCGAAGGAUCUUAUUAAAAGGCUAUUGGUUCUUGACCCAGAGAAGCGCAUUCCCCUGGAUGAAAUCCAGAACCACCCCUGGAUUGUCAAGCACUGUGUGAAAGAUGCAAAGCGAACCCCUGGCUCUUCCAAGGAGGGCAAAGCAUGA
Molecule: messenger RNA, 1164 nt
Organism: Penicillium verhagenii
Lineage: Eukaryota; Fungi; Ascomycota; Eurotiomycetes; Eurotiales; Aspergillaceae
Product: aurora family serine/threonine-protein kinase
Exons: 3
Coding region: 1-1164 (387 amino acids)
Biological process (GO): mitotic spindle organization; regulation of cytokinesis; protein phosphorylation
Cellular component (GO): spindle microtubule; spindle midzone; chromosome passenger complex
Molecular function (GO): protein kinase activity; ATP binding
Source: RefSeq, a predicted model, not a curated record